GUGAUCAAACAUUAAGAACARCAUUACAUUGCGCAGAGCGAAAGUAACAUAAUCAGCAGAAAGGGCUCGAAAAAACUUUAUUGCUUUGUUUCUCCUUUGCAAAGAUGAAGUGGGCAUUCAAAGAAGAGCACUCUAUAGAGUCGCGAUGUCAAGAAUCGGCCAAAAUUCGCUCCAAAUAUCCAGACCGUAUUCCAGUUGUAGUCGAGAAAGCACCCAAAUCAUCCAUUCAAGACAUCGACAAAAGAAAGUUUCUUGUUCCAUCAGAUCUCACAGUUGCCCAGUUUAUGUAUAUUAUUCGCAAAAGGAUUCAGCUUCCYCCCGAGAARGCCAUGUUCUUGUUCGUCAACAAAGUCCUUCCAACAACAAGCUCAACAAUGGGGGCAAUCUAUGAAGAACACAAGGAUGAGGAUGGUUUUCUAUAUAUUGCCUACAGUGGAGAAAACACAUUUGGAAACUAAAAAGCAAUAUUGGAUGAAAUUGGAUUAGUAAAGCUGUAUCUUUCUGUUGUCUGUUUGUGUGAAAUCAGUUGCUUUCAGUAACUUUAUAAUGUUAAAUUUAUCAUAAUCAUUCUAGCACUAUUUUGAACUCACUAACUAGUAAACACUAAAUUAUCACAUCUUUCUGCCUCAAUUUGAUGCAUUAUAAUUACAAAAACAAAACAAAAAUACAAAUGUGCGUGCAUUCUGCUACAAGGAUACAUUAACCAAAAACCAAUAAAUUUAAGACUACUAAGAUGUCUUUUACAACAAACAUAGUUUGUAAAUAUUGUCUAGGAAGAGAGAGAAACUAAAGCAGAAUAGCAUAGCACUCAAAAACAAUUAUUACUUUAACUUUGUUUUCAAAAUCAAUCAAUAAUUAUUAGAAAGAAGUUCAAUGGGAAUUGUAAGGAAUUUAGAUAAGAGCAAGUACAGUAGUCUCUUGAUAWGGAAUUUUAUUGUAAAGCAUGAUAAAACAACUCUGGUUUGUAUGACCAUGAAGGAAAAGAUUCCAUGAAAACCUGUCUUGCAUCAUGGUACUUUCUUGGUGCUUUCUUGAAGUCAGGAUAAGUCCAUAGUGAAGUUUCCCUGUAUAUGAAAGUAUAUAAAAAAAUAAAAUUGACUUAUAUUACAA
Molecule: messenger RNA, 1110 nt
Organism: Exaiptasia diaphana
Lineage: Eukaryota; Metazoa; Cnidaria; Anthozoa; Actiniaria; Aiptasiidae
Product: gamma-aminobutyric acid receptor-associated protein-like 2
Exons: 5
Coding region: 105-458 (117 amino acids)
Biological process (GO): macroautophagy; autophagosome assembly; autophagy of mitochondrion
Cellular component (GO): cytosol; autophagosome membrane; autophagosome
Molecular function (GO): ubiquitin protein ligase binding
Source: RefSeq, a predicted model, not a curated record